Molecule: messenger RNA, 1758 nt
Organism: Sinocyclocheilus rhinocerous
Lineage: Eukaryota; Metazoa; Chordata; Actinopteri; Cypriniformes; Cyprinidae
Product: DNA-(apurinic or apyrimidinic site) lyase
Exons: 6
Coding region: 130-1155 (341 amino acids)
Biological process (GO): base-excision repair
Cellular component (GO): nucleus
Molecular function (GO): DNA binding; endonuclease activity; double-stranded DNA 3'-5' DNA exonuclease activity
Source: RefSeq, a predicted model, not a curated record
ACAUGCGCCUCAUGCACAUUGCAGAAAGCUUCGGCUUCCGCUCCGUGCAGAGCAGUUCAUAGUUCUGCACAGAUCGAGGUUUCAUUAUAAACUCAACUAACGAUUAAAGUGUUAGCAUACUGCAAGCUCAUGCAUUUUGGUUUAUGCAGUUCACGCAUUUUAUGUGUUCGUGUGUGUGCUGUCAGUUUCUUACGCGUGUGUGGUCUUAAAACAACUGUAAGCAUGCCUAAAAGAGCCAAGAAGAACGAGGAAGCUGUCGAGGGGGAGACUGGCAAUGGAGCUGAACCUGCAAAGAAAGAGAAAAAGGGGAAGGAGCCAGAGGCCCCAAUUCUGUAUGAAGAUCCUCCAGAUAAGAUGACCAGUAAGGAUGGUCGUGCAUCCAACAUGAAGAUCACCUCCUGGAAUGUGGACGGUCUGCGCGCUUGGGUCAGAAAGAACGGCCUUGAUUGGGUGCGCAAGGAGGAUCCAGAUGUGCUGUGUCUGCAGGAGACUAAGUGCGCUGAGAAAGCCCUGCCAUCUGAGAUCACUGACAUGCCUGAGUAUCCACACAAGUACUGGGCUGGAUCAGAGGAUAAGGAGGGUUACAGCGGAGUCGCCAUGCUCUGCAAGACUGAACCACUCAGUGUCACCUAUGGUAUUGGUAAAGAGGAACAUGAUAAAGAAGGUCGGGUUAUCACUGCUGAGUUUCCAUCUUUCUUCCUGGUUACGGCGUAUGUGCCUAAUGCCAGUCGUGGUUUGGUGCGACUCGACUACCGUAAGACCUGGGAUGUGGAUUUCCGGGCCUACCUGAGUGGCUUGGACCAGCGCAAGCUCCUGGUGCUGUGUGGAGAUCUGAAUGUGGCCCACCAAGAGAUUGAUCUCAAAAACCCCAAGGGUAACCGCAAGAACGCAGGCUUCACCCCUGAGGAACGGGAGGGCUUCACCAAACUUCUGGAGGCUGGUUUUACUGACAGUUUUCGGGAGCUGUAUCCGGAACAAGCCAAUGCCUACACCUUCUGGACCUACAUGAUGAAUGCUCGAGCCAAAAACGUCGGCUGGCGUUUGGACUACUUUUUGCUGUCGUCCGCCUUGCUCCCAGGUCUGUGUGACAGCAAGAUCCGAAACACAGCCAUGGGAAGUGACCACUGCCCUAUUACCUUGUAUUUGGCAGUGUAGAUCAGGUUUCUCAGGGCCUCAAGCUUUUCAGUUUCAUAUACAUCUGCAUAGACACAUAAGGAUCUAGUCCUGUUAGUCCUAGAAUAGUAUUUCCUUUCUAAAACCAAAUACAGGCCCACAUGUAGGAAUAUGUGUGGUGCAGACACCCAUUGAAAGGACUCGUGGAUAAAUUGUUUUGCAAUUUUGGAUCAUUCUGCUGUUAUUGGUCGCCUGAAAUCAGAUUUUGACACUAAAAUAUCACUAAAAAUCAUAAUUUCAAGCUCUUAUCCCACUUUAUAUUUGCAAUGUUUAAAAAAAAAACUCAGACUGUCUAAAUGACAAACACUGCCAAACUUAUCAGUGUUGAUUAUAUCAAAAUGUUUUGAAGCUUGUAAAAUACCUUGACCUGCAAGGAUAUAUGAUGUGUCUGAUUUGUAUGAAGUUAAAGAUCUUUGGAUUUUGUCUUUGGUGCUAUUUUAACCUCUGGAUUGUACAUUACUCUCGACUUGGUGAAGUUAGUGGUGGUUAAAUGUUACAUAUGCCACUUAGUUUCAAAAGACCAAUGAUUUUGCUUAUGUGCUGUUUUUUUCCCCCCCAGAGUGUGUGUCUGUAGCCAUUUUUCAG